AUGGUAGACGUUUUACAAUGCGACUUUCAGAUCGUUGUUCCUGAAGAUGAGCGACGAAAUAGCACAAGGUUAUACAACAAGAGGGUCAUAGCUGACUUGUAUGACUACAUGAAUGAUAUCGAUUGGGUGGCAUACUUCCAACAAAUCGCUCCAUCAGAAAUGAUCAAAAUGUUCAACAAUGACACUGAAAUUAUAGUCGCUGAGAUUGAGUUCCUUCAGAAAGGUCAACUUUAUAUCAAAUUUCAGGCAUCGGAACUCAUUAAGAAUACCGAUAGUGAGAUACUCGUGAACUACAUCAUCUGGCGAGUUGUGCAAGCGAGCGUGCGACUUCUCGACGAACGAUUUGAGAAUAUAAAACAGGACUUUUCGCGGGUGAUGACCGGUCAACAACAAAGAUCGCCAAGAUGGAAGGACUGCGCUCAAGUGCCCAGCUCGGUGUUACCGCUCGCAGCUGGUGCAGUCUAUGUUCAGGCUCAUUUCAACUCCGAAGACAAAAGAGAAGCAUUGGAGAUGAUCGGCAAACUACGCGAAUCGUUUGCGGAUUUAGUCACUCACAAUGAUUGGAUGGAUGAAUCCACGAAAAACACGGCCAUAGAAAAGGUGAAAAACAUGAAAUGA
Ostertagia ostertagi is the source of this 618-nucleotide messenger RNA. Lineage: Eukaryota; Metazoa; Nematoda; Chromadorea; Rhabditida; Trichostrongylidae. The record is from the annotation of a GenBank genome assembly.